This is a messenger RNA of Trypanosoma grayi, 3942 nucleotides long. Its product is annotated as phospholipid-translocating P-type ATPase (flippase). Bases 1 to 3942 code for a protein of 1313 amino acids. Lineage: Eukaryota; Euglenozoa; Kinetoplastea; Trypanosomatida; Trypanosomatidae. Gene Ontology annotation, cellular component: plasma membrane. The transcript has a single exon. The record is from RefSeq and is a predicted model, not a curated record. Gene Ontology annotation, biological process: phospholipid translocation. Gene Ontology annotation, molecular function: ATP binding; ATPase-coupled intramembrane lipid carrier activity; ATP hydrolysis activity.
AUGGAUUUCGUUUUUUCGUUUUUCGACCAGUCCUCUACCCCUCCCGCUUGCUUUGUUCAAAAUGUUUUAUUUUUCCUGUUGUAUCAUCUUCGCUGUUGCACAGAAGCUCGCGCAAAUACCACAGUGGCGUCUGUACCUAUUAAUCGUUUGAGCAAGGCCGCGUUGACCAUCCCCGGCGUCGGCGACAGAGUGCGGGAAACUCAUUCCACAGACGAGAAGCACCGUCUCGGCACCCGUCUGGUUCGUAUUCGAUUCUGCGUCAGCAGUUUUCUCCGCGCUGUUCAUUGGGCGGUCGGGGCUGUGCUGUCACUUCUCGUCGUCCUGGGGGUGCGACGGGACAGUGCUGAUAAGCGCAAGCAGGUGCAGAGCGCCUCUACCAUGCGGACGGUGAAGCCGCUGGACGCCUCGGUCGCCGCCGCACACCCCGACAACACCGUUAUUAACAGUCGAUACACAUACUACAACUUUGUGUUUCUCAACCUCUACGAGCAGUUCCGGCGCCCGCUGAAUUUCUACUUUCUGCUGGUGGUAUUCCUCCAAUUCAUCUCUGUGAUUGCACCCGUCAGCCCGCUAUCGACGCUUCUGCCACUCCUUCUUGCCUUCAGCCUUACCGCCUUAAAGGAGGGCUAUGACGACGUGAAGCGGCACCGGCAGGACGCUGUAUACAACAACACUACACGCACUAUACUUAAUCCAGAAACAGCGUCGUGGGAGAAACGACGCAAUUGUCGCAUACGCGUCGGUGACGUUAUCCUCUUGCAGAAUGAUGAAGAGAUCCCAUGUGACGUUGUGGUAGUGGCUGCAGUAUCUCAUACAGUGUAUAUACGGACAGACAACUUGGAUGGCGAACUGGAUCUUAAGCCGCGGGAAAUAGUGAUGCCCCAUAAUACCUCUUUUUUGAGUGAGUAUGACGUCGAAGCAAUGGCGGCAGCAGACGCCGGUAACGCUAAUAUCAUUCAUAUUAAUGAUAACUGUGAUGUGCUUAUGGAGAAGCUGGCCCUUCUGAAGUUCACGUGUCCUCCUCCAUCGGCCAUGCUUGACUCCUUUGACGGACGCGCAGAGUUCCAGCAUCCUACCAGCAGUGGCCCGCCAACGUACGUUUCUCUUUCCCACCACCACCUGCUGCCGCAGUCCUGCAGAUUGAAGAACACCCAGUCUGUGAUAUGUGUGGCAGUUUACACAGGUGAUGAAACGAAAUGCGGUAUGAAUAAACGACCCCCUCCUGUGAAAUGGGCGAAGAUUGACCAGGAUGUCUCGCGGUACUCCGUCAUUGUAUUCUGUUGUCAGUUGGCGAAUGCCUUUGCCUUUGGCAUCGCAGGAUACCUCAUGAAUCGGGAUAUAGAAGAAAGGUUCUGGUAUCUACAGAUGCCGCCCAGUGAGUCAAACGCCUCGUUUAUCAUUUAUCCGCUGCGAUUUUUCCUUUUGACGACAGUGAUGAUCCCGGUGUCCUUUAAAUUCGUUGUGGAUAUGAGCAAAUACUAUAUGGCUAUGACAGUGGAGUGGGAUGAGGUGAUGAAGCACGGAGGGCCCGACAGCGAGGGGUGCCGUGUAAAGAACUCCAGCAUCCUCGAGGACCUUGGCCAGAUCGACUACGUUCUCUCUGACAAGACCGGGACAAUGACGCAGAACGUCAUGGAACUCCUUUAUGUCACAAUCGGCGAGGAGCGGAUACCUUUGCAUUUGGACAAAGAGGAUUCAUCUGAGAAUAAACAGGCAAUUGUCCCAAGUGACGAUCGUGUGUUGCAUUUUGGUCGGGUUCUGUCUCUCUGCAACGCAGUAGAGGUUGUAGAAAGACCCUGUGACCCCCACGGGGCCGUCAACAUGGAGCCAUUUCUUUAUCAAGCCGCAUCUCCUGAUGAGGAGGCUUUAUGUAGAGGUUCUGCGCAGCUGCACGUCCGUCUGGUGCGCCGUGACGCUCACGAGAUUGUGUUGGACGUCAAGGGGGUGCGUGAGACGUGGAUUCUUCACCAUACAUUUCCUUUCUCAUCGGAGCUAAAGUCUAUGGGAGUUAUUGUGGAAGAGAAGUCCACAGGAAUCAUAUAUUACUUUGUAAAAGGGGCAGAUGAUCGUAUCGUUGAGAUGACAUCAGCAGCGUCACCUUUGUCAUCCAGCGUGUCACUGAAGAUGCGAGAGUCGCAGCAGGAAUCACUAGUGUCCCACCUGGACGCUUACGCGAUGAAAGGUCUUCGAACGUUGGUAGUUGCUGAGAAGCAACUAGGAAAAGCGGAUCUACAUGCAUUCCUCAAUCAGGUGAAGGCUGCAGAGCUCUCAUUGCAUGGACGACGGGAGCAGAUGCAGGAGAUACGGCUGAAGAUGGAAACUGGGGUGUGCAUUACUGGCAUCACGGCAAUUGAAGACAAGCUACAGGAAGCUGUUCACGACACAGUGCGGGAUUUCCUCCGUGCAGGCAUAAAGGUGUGGAUGCUAACCGGUGAUAAAGUGCAGACGGCGGAGCAAAUUUCCCUUUCUUGUGGUCUAUACUCCGCUGGGAACCGCGUGUUGCGUGUUGUCUCGGCCAGCACGGAUAGCGAAGCCACAUGGGAGGAUCGCAUGAUGGCGCUUCCUCUUCCAAUGUCGCGUGGCGCCACAGCGAAUCGUCUGGAAGGUGUGCCUCUGUCAAUGGGCGCAGAGAUUCUCAACGCGGAGGUCUUGUACGAUGUGGAUACGCAAGGGAACGCUAGCUGUCUUUCCAACGUGUUUCGGAACGAGAUAGGCGGCUACAACACAAUGUUGUCUGCCGCCACUGUCAAUAGUCAAUGUGUGUUAGUUGUGGAAGGCGGUGUGGUGUUGGAGCGGAUCCUCAAAACACCGGCGCUCAGGGAGCGGUUCGCCGCACUGAGCGAUGCGUGUGUGAGUGUCAUUUGUGCCCGCGUCACGCCCAGCCAGAAGGCUGCCGUGACAAAUUUUGUGCGCUCGCGUGGUUUUAUGACACUUGCGGUUGGUGACGGCGGAAACGAUGUGGCGAUGCUGCAGGAGGCGCACGUGGGUGUAGGUAUCACUGGCAAGGAGGGACAGCAGGCCGCGCGUGCUGCGGAUUUUGUCAUUACACGCUUCUCGGACCUUCGCGCACUUGUGUUUGUGCAUGGUCAACAGGCCUACACGCGCACAGCGUACGUUAUUAAGUAUAGUUUCUAUAAGUCGAUGCUGAUCAGCUUCAUUCAGCUUGCGUACAAUGUCGUUGGGACGCAUGUCUCUGGUGGAACAUUCUGGAAUAGUUUUAGUCUCACACUGUGGAACGGUGUGUACACACUUCCGCAGACAUUGUUCUAUUGUCUCGACAGAAUCACACCUCGCAAUGUGCUUGAGCGUCACACCUUUCUCUACAAGAUGACACGCCGUGCAACAGACAUGAACAUUCGUGAGUUCUUUGUGGUCUUUGUGUUUCGGGGCAUUGUGCAGUCAGUGGCGACACUCUGGCUUUUGUUGGGGGUGUUCGGAACAAGUUUUGCCUUUGAAGGGAAUGGAAGGACCGCCUCAAAUGAUGUGGUAUUCUCCGUGGCGUACUCAGCCCUUAUUUUAUCACAAAUGCUAACGUUGCUACUGGAAUCUCAUACCAUCACUUUCCUAAACGCAUUUUGGAUAUUCGGUAUGCCGCUUUUGUACGUUGCCGCAACUUCUGCGUACUCUUCCAUACCGAAAUUCCAAUACUUUGGUGUCUGGACUAAUUCAAUAAGCGUGGCAAGCUUCUUGACUGUUUUUGGUGUCGCAUUUAUGCUGGUCCUCCCUGUUUUGGGGUUGUUGACCCUACGCCAGGCGUUGAAUCCUGACCCACGCGAUAUACUUCGCUCAGCAGCGAUAAAAAGUCAAAAUCGGCGGCAAGUUUCGUACGGUUAUGGGCGGUGCAUGUCGCGACUGUGUCGUUUCCUCUUGUGCGUGCCGGAGGAGGCCUCUUGUUUUAUUGAAACCCCACUGUCUGCACGGCGUUUGGAUGAUCUUUGCUAA